Oncorhynchus keta (chum salmon) is the source of this 8868-nucleotide messenger RNA. Its product is annotated as supervillin-like. Gene Ontology annotation, biological process: actin polymerization or depolymerization; barbed-end actin filament capping; actin filament severing. Gene Ontology annotation, cellular component: actin cytoskeleton; cytoplasm. Lineage: Eukaryota; Metazoa; Chordata; Actinopteri; Salmoniformes; Salmonidae. Bases 585 to 7748 code for a protein of 2387 amino acids. Gene Ontology annotation, molecular function: actin filament binding; phosphatidylinositol-4,5-bisphosphate binding. The transcript is spliced from 39 exons. The record is from RefSeq and is a predicted model, not a curated record.
UACUUCCUGACUAUACAUUUCUCUCUCUCUCGCUCUCCCUAUCUCUUCACCUCUCUCUCUCUGAGUUUCUGUAGGAGAGGGAUGUCCUGCCUCUCAGGUCCAAUCUGUUAGCGUAGCGAUGGGGCCUAGACUAGCUAAUUUCUUGGCUGUAAUCAGAUUAGCAGGCACUGAGCAGCUUUAGUAAGCCCCUGUCUCCCUGCAUGCCUGCAACCUGUCUAGUUAGCCAGUUAGCUAUUAGCGUUAGUGCUGGAGGAGACGAGAGGGGAGCUCUCAAGAGACUCAGCCUAGUGUCGUAGCCACAGCCUCGACGCUCCACUCAAACGCGACACUGCCGACGCUACUACGUACUACUACUCCUGCUCAGCUCACUCCCUCUCCUGUCUUUCUGUCCCUGUCUAUCUCUCUCUCUCUCUCUCUCUCUCGUGCUGCUCAUCCCGGGGCAGUUACUGACUGCCUUUGUUUCUCUGCAUCACCUUGCAGUCAGUUGCCUGCCUGUGGGUUGGACCUCAGCAAUUCUCACUUUUUUUCUCUCCAGCUCUCUUUUUAUUUCAAUCUGUCCGCUGUACCUACCUGGUCUUGCAAAAAUGUAUCGGAGCGCAAACCCAUGGAUCUCAAACUACCUGAGCCAUGUCAAGUUCUGCGGCCAAGAACUUGGGAGUGAGACCCCCGUCAAACUUGGGAAGGCAAGACUUUUACAGAAGAGGGCUCUUAGCUUCCAGAAAGGGUUCUUGUUCGAAGAGAAAAACACCCCUGCCAAGAACACCAAUGAUAUAGAUGUAAAUCUCUUGGCAAGCCUCCCUAAAGUUUCAGAAUUGAGGAAGCGUUUUGAAGGCUUCAGCCCAAGCACUAGCUGUGACUGGGAAAUGAACAGGAAGGAGAGGUUUGCCCGGCGGUUGGAGGGCAUAGAGAGCGAAGUGCAUCCUGCCAUAUUACCCAGCUGCCCAGGCCUGGUGAUCAAUCAGCUGGUAGAGGAAGACAUGCCCCGUUACACACACGCCUCGGACACCUGUGACCCCUGUGUUGUCACAGUACAACGUUACAGUAAGGAGGACAUGGAGAGUCCAGAGAUGAUGAUCCAUCAGCUGGUCACUGCUCCGGAGAGGCAGUCCAGAGCCCGGUGCAGACCUGAGGAACAGACCCAGACCGUCCUCACCGAGCCCACAGACCCCGCUGGUUCCGACCUGGACUCCAAGGUGGAGCGGAUCACUCGCUACAAGGCAGAAAGGCGUCGCCAGUUGGCCGAGCGCUAUGGUAUCUCGCUGGACCAAGAGCCAGACACCACUGUCACCGACCACUUCUCUUCCCGAUACGGUGCCUCCUGUGGACUCAAGGAGUUGGCUUCUUCCUCUGAGAGGCAACAGGGCUACACACACCCAGAAACACGCUGCAGGGCAGAGUCUGUGGGGGACGAACACUCCUACACAUCCAGUAGAUCCAGGGUGGGUAGAGUGGCCCCCCCACCACAGGGCUACGGCAAGCCUGGCCAGGGGCGACCCAGGGUUGACUCCUUCACAGAGAGGGAGAGGGUGGAGAACCUGGAGAACCAGCGCAGGGCGGCUCAGCAGGAGAGGAACAUCAACCUGGAGAACCAGCGCAGGGCGGCUCAGCAGGAGAGGAACAUCAAAGCCCCCGAGCCGCAGCCGCCAUCUUCCUCCACCUACAUGGAUGUGACGUCGUCGACCUCUGCCAAAGUGCCCGUUGCUAAGCACAACACCAUCAUGGGGUUGCCCCCCAGCUCACCCAAGACUGGCCGGAAGUCCUUGCUGCCCUCCCCCAAACAGAAGGUGUCCCCUGGGGACCUGUUCAUAGAGCAACAGGCCCACAACAUCCUCAGCAGACAGGGAAUCAGAGUUAGGGACAGACUGGCCAGGGAGGAGGGAGUUCGAAAGAGGAGUCCAGAGCUGGGCCACCAUGUCCCCGAGGCCCCCCUGUACAAGAGACACCCCCAGAUCACCACCCGCUCCACAGCCUACCACCAUGACCCCCAGGCUCCGGCGUAUACCACCACUGACUCUCCAGGCCCCAAGUCCUACUCUCACCACCAGCCUCAGCUCACCCGUUCUGGGCAGAGUGAUGACCCCAGCUAUCUGUCCAUGACUACUGGCCCCGGUUCCGGGGCACAGCAACCCCAACAGCCUCUGCCAGAGGAGGAAAAGGAGAUGGAGGGAGAAGAGGAGAAGAGGGGAGCCCCUAGGGAGGGCAGGAAAGCUGUGCUGCCAUCAGAGAUCAGAGGAGUCCAAGGAGUGGGACAGGGGAGGGAGGCUGAGCCCAGAGGAUGGUACAUGGAAAGAGGGGGAGAGAGACCCAGGAUGAGAUGGGAGGAAUCGGACACAGACCCCGAACCAAUCAGACCUAUGGAACAAUCCAUGACCCGCCUGCAGGCCGCCAAGGUCAGAGCAGAGCUCAGAGCCUCCAGGGAGAAGGGCCAACAACCGUGGAGUGACAACUCCAUCUACAUCCAGAGAAGCGUUGCCCCCGCCUCUACCCACAUCCAGAACAGGGGAGGAGGCCCAACCGCCACCACCAUAACCACUGAUGCCUUCAUCUUCUCCAUCCGCUCCUCAUCCGACACUGAGCCCCAUGGGGCCCCUAGAGGCUCCAUCCCCAGGGCCCAGGAGCCAUGGUCGGUCAAAGAGGCAGCAGGCCUGCGGAGGGGGGCCAUUGACGGUGGGAUCAGAAAUAGAGACCAGAGACCACUAGAGACCAGGGAUGCUCGUAUCUCUGUGGCCAAGCUUCGUCACUCCUACCUGGAAAGUGCUACGACUGCUACUGCCCCAGUCGUCAGGAAACCUGAGCUAGAGGAGGAAAUAAAGUGGGUGUACCCAGGGGGGGCGGAGGUUCCCUGGAGAGGGGUGCAGGACAAUACAGUGGUCCCAUGGAGGGGGGACAGGGGGCGCAGACUCUCUAUCUCGCCUGGAGAGAGUAGAAGGACCUCAGAGAGGUUUAGGACCCAGCCCAUCACCACCGCUGAGAGACACCGGUCUGAUAGGUCUUGUUUGAGCCCAGAUCUACCAAGCACUGAAGCCGAUGAAGAGAAAUUGGAUGAGCGGGCCAAGCUGAGUGUUGCAGCCAAGCGUUCUCUCUUCAGGGAGUUGGAGAGGAACACGGAUGGGGGCUCCCCAAAACCCCCAUCACGGAACGUGGCCAUGGAGAGGCGACUGAGACGCACCCAGGACCGCUCCCAUACCCAGCCAGUCACUACUGAGGAGGUGGUCAUUGCUGCCACCCUGCAUGCGUCCUCACAGGAGAGUGCUGCAGCCAGGGAGCAGGCCAGGCAGACCCAUAAUGCACCAGAGGUCCAGAGAGAGGCCCAGCGGACGUCCUCCAAGCUCCUCCAGACUUCUUCUCCUGAGGAGAACCAGCCCCAGACCCAGAAUAAUCAGGGCCAGGGGGACGCAGAGCCGGAUCUGUCCACCUUAAGCUUGGCAGAGAAGAUGGCUCUGUUCAACAGGCUGGCCCAGCCAGCCACCAGGGUGAUCCGCACCAGGUCGGACAGCAGGGGGCGCAGGGCCAACGCCCGUUACCAGACACAGCCCAUCACCCUGGGAGACCUGGAGCAGAUCCAUAACGGGGCCAAGUUGGGCCAGCUAUUCUCAUCUGCCCUCAGACCUGGGGCCACGGUCGCCACAGACCACGCAGGGGACAUCCACUUAGCCACUGGGGGCGGGGGUAGCCCAGCAGAGGCACCCAACCCUGGGUACUACGAAAGGUCCAUCCCCCACCACCCUAGCCCUCCCACCCAGAUCACAGAACCCUCCAAUGCCGUCUGGAGGUCUGUGCCUGGCCCCCACCACCAAGCCUCUCUGGAUCUUCAGGCGCACCAGACUGACUCAACCACCAUCCUCCCCCAGGGAGAGGAGGGCGAUCUGUGGGGAGGGAAGAGAAAGUUGCCCUCUCCGGAGGGAGGUGUCAGAAAGGCCCCCAUGCCUCAGGCCUGGUCUGGUGAGGGGGAGUGGGAGGAGGAGCAGCGUUUGGCCAGGAUGGGUGGUGGUGAGGGUGUGGAGCCCCAGCGUGUGUUGAAGGGGACAGAGAGUGGUGGUGGUGGUGGUGGUCUCCACCAGGACCACAGGCAGCACCAGGAGCAGAGGGGCUAUCUGAGACAGUCAUCAUUAGACCUCCAGGACCCAGACGGACACAGAUCAAAGGUUGUCAGCACGGAGCUGCCAGACUCUAGUGUGUCAUCAUCGAGAGCAGCAGAGCAGCUAAGGAGUGCAUCUCUCUCUCCACACACACUGAUGCCCCAGGCUCGGGAGCUGGGCGGGGCGGACACACACACGGACGGCAGCAGUGGUCUGGGACACACACACAGCCUGGUCCAGUCUGAGCAAGAGGACAUAGAGCUCUCAGAAGCCAUGUCGGCUAGACAGAUGUCCAUCAAAGACAGGCUGGCCCUGUUGAAGAAGAGUGGCGAGGAGGACUGGAGGAACAGGAUUAAUCGGAAGCAGGAUGUGGUGAAGGUGGCCGUGUCAGAACGUCACGCUCAGCUAUGGGAGGUGGAGCAAAGCUUCAAGAAGAAGGAAGAAGGGAUGCUGAUUAAUGAGUUGGUUGUGUCUGAUCAGCUCUGGCAGAGGAUGGGAGGGGGAGAGGAGACUACGGAAAACCAGAACCAGCCUAUCGAGAUGUCUAUCCAUGAGAGGAAGCAGCUGAUCGUGGCCCAAGAAGAGGCCUGGAAGUCCAAGGGCCACGGGGCCGCUAACGACUCAACACAGUUCACUGUGGCCGCACGCAUGGUCAAGAAAGGUCUGGCUUCUCCUUCUGCUCUCCUGAACCCUGUGACGUCUCUCCCUUCCAAACCCAAGAACACCACUCCUGCCAUCUCCAAGCCUCUGGAAGAGAUCGAGGCCAAACCGGACAUGAACCUGGAGUCGGACAGGAAACUCGAUAAGCUGGACUCUUUCCUGAGCAAGUUGAACAGUAAAGUGGGCGGCCUGCAGGAAUCCACCAUUACAGUGACGAAGAAGACGGUCAAAGAUGUCAUGAAUCUGGAUGAUGAGAUGUUCGACAAGUUUUACCGCCACAUGGCCGAGAUGCCCCUCAACAUGAACAGCAAGGUGGACAUCAAUGACGACUUUGACGACAUCUUCGGUGGUACCCAGAUGCCCAAGCUGACCUCAGCCAUGGUGGAGCACAAGCGGUCGGUGCGUCCAGUGCGCAACGUCCAGUCGUCCAGGAACCCUCUGAAGAUGCUGGCGGCCAGAGAGGACAUCCGACACGAAUACACAGAGCAGAGACUCAACGUUGGCCUGCUGGAGAGCAAGAGGAUGAAGCAAGAGAAGAUGAAUAAAAAUAGUGGAUUCUCUGAGGUGGCUCUGGCGGGUCUGGCCAGUAAGGAGAACUUCAGCAGUGUCAACCUGCGUCGUGUCAACAUCUCCGACCAGAUGUCCAACAACAGCGCUGUGCCCUACAAGAAACUCAUGCUCUUGCAAGUCAAAGGCCGACGGCACAUCCAGACCAGACUAGUGGAGCCCAGAGCGUCCUCUCUAAACAGUGGGGAUUGCUUUUUGCUCAUCACACCCCAUCACUGCUUUGUCUGGACCGGAGAGUUUGCCAACGUCAUCGAGAAGGCCAAGGCUGCUGAGCUGGCCCAGUUCAUCCAGACCAAGAGAGACCUGGGUUGCCGUGCCAAUUAUGUAGAGCUGAUCGAGGAGGGUAUCAACACACACAGCUACGCUGCCAAGGAGUUCUGGAAGAUUCUGGGUGGACAGAUCAGCUACCAGUCUGCAGGGACACCAGACGAGGAUGAGCUGUAUGAGAGCGCCAUCGUAGAAACCAAUUGCAUCUACCGCCAAGUGGACGACAAACUGGUCCCCGAUGACGACUUCUGGGGGAAGGUUCCCCGAUGCACGCUGCUCAGCCCCAAACAGGUGUUGGUGUUUGACUUUGGCAGUGAGGUGUACGUGUGGCAUGGUAAGGAGGUGACUCUGGCCCAGAGAAAAGUUGCCUUCCAGCUGGCUAAACAUCUGUGGAACGGAACCUUCGACUACACAAAUUGUGACAUUAAUCCCCUGGACCCUGGAGAGUGCAACUCACUCAUACCCAGGAAAGGCCAGGGCCGUCCAGACUGGGCUAUGUUUGGAAGGUUGACGCAACACAACGAGACCACCCUGUUCAAGGAGAAGUUCCUGGACUGGACAGACUCCAAGAAGAAAGGUACCAUCAAGAACGGCCAUGAGCACCUCAACGAAAACAACAAGGAGCAGCAGAGCCCGGAACAGAACAUGAUGCGGGCCUAUGAUGCCUCCCUGAUGCUGCCACUGCUCCAGACCCCGGUUCGUACGGUGUUGGAUGGGGUGGACCUGGGCCGGGGCUAUGGCCCGGUGGCGGGGGAUGACCGCAGGCACUUUGAGAUCAGCACCACCGCUGUGGACAUCUGGCACAUACUAGAGUUUGACUACAGCCGGCUGCCCAAGCAGAGCAUCGGACAGUUCCAUGAGGGAGACACCUAUGUGGUGAAAUGGAAGUACAUGGUGAGCACAGCAGUUGGGAAGAGGCAGAAUCCGGAUGCGGUGAGGAGCGCAGGAGCUGGGAAGGAGAAGUGUUCCUAUUUCUUCUGGCAGGGCCGGAAUUCUACCGUCAGUGAAAAGGGGACGUCAGCGCUAAUGACUGUUGAACUGGACGAGGAGAGAGGAGCACAGGUCCAGGUGCAGCAGGGGAAGGAGCCUCCAUGUUUCCUUCAGUGUUUUAAUGGAGGGAUGGUCAUCCAUGCAGGGAAGAGAGAAGAGGAGGAGGAGAACUCACAGAAUGACUGGCGGUUGUAUUGUGUGCGGGGGGAGGUCCCGGUGGAGGGCCACCUGCUGGAGGUAGCAUGCCACUGCAGCAGUCUGCGCUCCCGGACCUCUAUGGUGCUUCUCAGCGUCUCUAAAGCAACCAUGUACGUGUGGCACGGCUGCAAGGCCCAGCUCCACACCCGCGACGUGGGGUGCACUGCCGCCGAUAAGAUCAAAGAACAGUGUCCGUUGGAGGCAGGGCUCCACAGCAGCAGUAAGAUGACCAUCCAUGAGUGUGACGAGGGGGCGGAGCCUACGGGAUUCUGGGAAGCUCUGGGAAGGAGAGAUAGGAAGGCCUACGACUGCAUGCUCCAAGAUCCAGGGAAGUUCAACUUCACCCCUCGUCUCUACCAGCUGAGCAGUACGUCUGGAGAGUUUGUUGCAAUGGAGUUCUUCUACCCAGCCAGAAUAACAGAGGAGGUCAACUCACUGCCCUUCCUACAGGAGGACCUCUACACUGCAUCUCAACCAGCCCUCUUCCUGGUCGACAACCUCCACGAGGUCUACCUGUGGCAAGGCUGGUGGCCCCAGGACAGCGAGAGCCCUGGCUCUGCCCGUAUCCGCUGGGACGCAGACAGGAAGUGUGCCAUGGAGACGGUGCUGCAGUACUGCACAGAGAAGAAUGAGAAGAAGCCACCCAAGGCGUAUCUGAUCCAUGCAGGACUUGAACCUCUAACCUUCACCAACAUGUUUCCAUGCUGGGAACACAGAGAGGACAUAGCUGAGAUCACUGAGAGGGAGGCAGAGGUUUGUAACCAGAUAAUUCUGGUAGAGGAUGUGUUGGCACGGCUGUGUAAGACCACCUACCCCCUGGCAGACCUGCUGGCACGGCCCCUACCCGAGGGAGUCGACCCCCUACGCCUGGAGAUCUAUCUAGACAAUGAUGACUUUGAGAAAGCUCUGGAGAUGUCGAGGGAUGAGUAUGAGGUGUUGCCAGGUUGGAAGCAGGUGAACGUGAAGAAAGCCAAAGGAUUGUUUUAGUACGUUGGACAGAAGGCUUGACCACCGGAUGACAUCAUCAGCAAGCGACGGUCAGUGCAUCGUGGUUCAGUUGUAACAGGAGCCCACCACUGAGAACUCUUUAAUUUAACAUUUCACCCCUUCAUCUCCGGACUGGAGAGGGCUUGGGAACACACACUUCUGAGAACCCUACCCUGGUUGGAGGGAGGGAAGAGGAAGAGAGACGCAGUGGUGGAAGGAGUGAGGAUCAACAGAGUUGUGCCAGCCUCGUGUACAGUUUUCUUCUUUUAUUUGUAUGUGUUACCAGUUUUGUUUUGUAAUUCUAAAUGUAGGUAGUUCAGAGGUGUGCGAGUGAAUGUUGAGUGGAUGUUUGUAAUGUGUCGGCACCCGGCUUUUUAAAUCCACACUGUGUGUGUGUGUGUGUGUGUGUGUGCUCGUGUGUGUGUGUGCUUGUGUGUGCUCGUGUGUGUGCGUGCUCGUGUGUGUGUGUGUGUGCGUGCUCGUGUGUGUGUGUGCGUGCUCGUGUGCGUGCUCGUGUGUGUGUGUGCUUGCGUGCUCGUGUGUCUGUGUGUGUGCUUGUGUGCUCGUAUAUCUGUAUGUGUGUGGGUGUGACCAUGCUUUUACAGUAUCGCCUGUACAGCAGUUUAUCUGCGAGCAGGAGAACCACUCUGUUUGACACACCCCAAACAGACCCUCUGCAAGCUAUUCUUUGUGCAUUAGAAUAAAUCAUUUAUAUUUAUAUUUACUCCAUAUUAGGAAUAAAAAGCCUUUUGAGUAUUAUCUGUGAGAUAAGAAAUGAAAUACCUGUAUUGUUAUUCAUGUUGUGGUUGUCAUAUAUUGAUUGAUAAGUAGUUGGACAAUAAUGCUCCUUUCCCAUGUCGCCAUUUUAUUGAACAAAUCAUGCAUCUACUACAUUCUGAAGUGUCUGUUGUCAUUGCUAGGCUGUCCUGCAUCAUUCAGGUGCUCAGAUUGAAGAGAAUUGUUGUAUUUUACAGGCAUGAAUUUACAGAAUCUUGUAAAUUCAACAUUGUAUAGUGCCUUGCUUUUAUGUACAGUUUAUAUAUAGAACAAUAUUAGUCUGUGUUUUAAAGACUCUCUUUGUGAUAUAAAGGAUAUUAGAGAAAUAAACAUUGAAAUUAAA